Molecule: messenger RNA, 1306 nt
Organism: Carassius gibelio (silver crucian carp)
Lineage: Eukaryota; Metazoa; Chordata; Actinopteri; Cypriniformes; Cyprinidae
Gene: crybb1l2
Product: crystallin, beta B1, like 2
Biological process (GO): lens development in camera-type eye; visual perception
Molecular function (GO): structural constituent of eye lens
Source: RefSeq, a predicted model, not a curated record
GAGCUCAGCAAGUUUGUUUCUGUGGGCCUAAUACCCCCAUGCUGGGCGCCAGCCUAUAAAAGGGACACGUUUGCUUUCAAUACACACGCUGAUUGAGACAGAGAGCGGCUACUGACUAACACACAGCCAUCAUGUCCACUGGUGGAGAGAAGUCCAAGCCUGCCUCCCAGCCUGAUGGGAAGGCUGCUCAAACCCAGAAGAAAACUGAGAUGGGCGUGGGGAACUACAGGAUGUAUGUGUAUGAUCAGGAGAACUUUCAGGGUCGCAUGAUCGAGAUCUCCAACGAGUGCAUGAACGUGUGUGUGGGCAUGGACAGAGUGCGUUCCCUCCGCGUGGAGUGCGGCCCUUGGGUGGGUUGGGAGCAGAUGAACUUCUGUGGAGAGAUGUACAUCCUGGAGAAGGGCGAGUACCCCCGCUGGGACUGCUGGAGCAACUGCCACAGGAACGACUACCUGCUGUCCUUCAGACCAAUCAAAAUGGACCCAGAAAAGCAUAAGAUCUGUCUGUACGAAGUUGGUGAAUUCAAGGGCCGUAAGAUGGAGAUUAUCGAUGAUGAUGUUCCCAGUAUGUACACCUUCGGCUUUACUGACCGCGUCGGCAGCAUCAUGGUCAGCUGUGGCACUUGGGUGGGCUACCAGUAUCCUGGUUACCGUGGCAGCCAGUACCUGCUGGAGAAGGGCGACUACCGUCACUUUAAUGAGUACGGCGCUCGCCAUCCCCAGUUUCAGUCCGUCAGGCGCAUCCGUGACAUGCAGUGGCACCCAGACGGCUGCUACACUAUGGCCACCAAGUGAGGGCUAGGGAGGAUGAGAAAGAGAGGGAACAGGGGAGAGAGAAAGAGAGGAGGAGGAGAUGAUGAAGGAGGGGGAGGGGGGAGGGGCAAGAAGGAGAGGAGGAGCGCACCACCCGUAUGAGUCAUCCUGGGAAGGGAAAAGAGGGCCAGAGGGAUGGAGUUCAGUCAGAUAAAACGUCACAAUAGAAAUUUGGCUGCUGAUAACAGAUGAAAGAAUGGCUUUUUCUUCCCCACCCCUCUUCACCUCUUCUCCAUCUUAUUCUUUCUUCCCUCUUCCUCCCCUUCCUCAUCCUCCAUUUACUUUUCCCCCUGAGGAAAUCAGUCCAUCACAAAGAGCCUUAACUGAUGCCUGACUCGUGGGGGUCAGGGAUGAUGAUUGACAAGUGUGGGUUGGGGGGCGGGACAAUGGGUGGCAGAGGGAAGGGUGUUUUGGCCUAAAGGCCGUGUAAAACCUCCACAUCUUUUUAGAACAGUAAUAAAAGCAACACCUGUGACCGUUGUUCCUUGUUAUCA